AUGUCUGAGCCUGACCAGUGCAUCAUAUGUUUGGAUCCGCUGCCGCGCCCCUCGUCCUCGUCUGAGAGCAACCAGGCCGCCGUCGACACCGCUACAGCUUCCAUCGCCGACGCCGUCGAGGGCGAUUCCAGCCAUCUCAACAUAGUGGCGGCUCUCGAUGGCUGUGACCAUAUAAUCCACGAUGCUUGCAUUCGGUCUUGGGCCCAAAAGACCAAUACCUGUCCCAUUUGCCGCAAGCCCUUCCACUCUGUUCGAGUCUACAACGGCCAAGAUGGCAUCGCCAUUUCAACCUACGACGUCGAAGAUAAAAAGCAAGUUGCCGAGUUCGAUGUGCAGCAGUGGCUUGGAGAGAACCCAGAUGAAGAAGAAGAAGAAUCCAACCCAUGCCCCAUCUGCAACUCGGCAGAGCGAGAGGAUAUCCUCCUGCUUUGCGAUGGUUGCGAUGCAGCUUACCACACGCACUGCAUCGGCCUCGAUUACAUCCCCGAUGGGGACUGGUAUUGCAUGGAGUGUGCUCAUUUGUUCCAAUUGACGGACGAACAACCAGAGCCGGCCGCUGCCUCAGAGACCAGCCCAAGGCCCCAGCCCGCUCGCCGUCCAACCGCUCGAGCGAACCGAGGCUUCCACGUCCGCACCCGCGCUCGUCUCAGGCGAGCACGCCGCCAGGCACGCAACCUUGAGUGGCAAGGCGCCUGGGGGCAGUUCUCCGGCCGCUUCUACGAGAUGAGCGAGCUUGACCUCGAUAACCAUGACGACGAGGACGAGGAUCUUGAGCGUUUCCGCAGGUUCCAGCAGCUCGAUCGACGGGAGCUGCAGCGAUGGCAGCAACGGAUAAACAUUGCACAGCGUCUUGGUGCGCAAGAAUCAUUUGCAAGCAACAUACCGCCGCAGAUUAGCGAACGCCUCCAGCCCUCACUACCGCCCGUUGAGGAAACGCGGGAUGAGAGGCGUGCCUGGGGAGCACUAGAUCGUGCUCGAGAGGCCGAGGGCUCUAGCCCAAACACUCGCAAACGAAAGGCUCGGUCUGUAACAGGUUCGCCUAUUGAGCAGCCCGCUCAGGAGCCCGAAAGAAAGCUCAAGCGCCCUCGAACCAGACGACUCCCAACACACGGGGAAAGUUCUGCAACAACCACUCUUCCGGCAUCGGCCGGUCCGUCCUCGGCAAGGGUACCAAAUGGUACUUCUUUGAGAAGCAACAAUGUCAUCAGUGCUAGCCGGGACGAUGCUGAGCCAACUUUGGUCGUUUCUUCCUUGCUCAAGGAGCUGGAGCCCAACAUCCACUCGGAAGAUGAGGCAUCUGGCGCCGCCUCUGGUUGGCGCCCUUUCCAUGAGGCAUCAUCGCCGGCUCUCUCUCCAUCACCAUCCGCAUUCAGCAGCCCACGGGCUCUUUCACUAACACCACCUCCAUUGCCCAAUCUCAACGGACGGCCAUCCUCUCCGACUCUGUCUCUCAGCACGCACAUCGAACCAGUAUACCCACCUGCGAAUUACUCACCCACCCGCUUCAGCAGUAGCGACCACAGCGACUCCGAAUCGCCACCAAUAAAGCUAGAAGUUCGUGGUGGCCGAAGCGAGAAUCGACUCGAGAGUCGCCCUCUAGAGCUUCGCCAGCCUCGACCGCGGCGCGCGCAUGAGACGUCGCCAGAGUCCAGUCCGACGCGGGGUGGCGAUGAGAACUCAAUGAGACAUACAAUGACGACUGAGGAAAAGAAGAGCGUCAAUGACAUUGUCCGCAACGCGCUGCGGCCGCACUGGCGGGCUCAGAAGUUGACGGUAGAACAAUAUGCAACAAUCAACCGUGAUAUAUCACGAAAACUUUACGACGAAGUGAAGGACGCGUCCUCACUUGAUGAUGAAUCUCGACGACAAACAUGGGAGAAGAGGGUCACCCAGGAAGUG
This is a messenger RNA of Trichoderma virens Gv29-8, 1899 nucleotides long. RefSeq lists its product as uncharacterized. The record is from RefSeq and is a predicted model, not a curated record. The annotation marks the transcript as partial. NCBI's taxonomy places the organism in Eukaryota, Fungi, Ascomycota, Sordariomycetes, Hypocreales, Hypocreaceae. The transcript is spliced from 2 exons.